This is a messenger RNA of Syzygium oleosum, 2284 nucleotides long. RefSeq names its product L-type lectin-domain containing receptor kinase IX.1-like. Lineage: Eukaryota; Viridiplantae; Streptophyta; Magnoliopsida; Myrtales; Myrtaceae. The coding region runs from base 32 to 2002 and encodes 656 amino acids. The record is from RefSeq and is a predicted model, not a curated record. Gene Ontology annotation, molecular function: ATP binding; protein kinase activity; carbohydrate binding. The transcript is spliced from 3 exons. Gene Ontology annotation, cellular component: plasma membrane. Gene Ontology annotation, biological process: protein phosphorylation.
AAGUUAUAGAAAUACAGUUCUCCCCACAACCAUGUCUUGUUCUCUUUCUCGGUGCACUCUCUUAAUCCUUUUCUCCCUUGUCUACCAUCCUGCUAUCCCCUUUGUUAGUUCUCUUUCCUUCAAUAUAAGUAGCUUUGACGCGAAUGGAGGCGACAUACUCCUUGAAGGAGCUGCGAGAAUUUUGUAUGGAUCCGUUGAACUAACCGAGAGCCCUUUCCCACAACCAUACUAUCUAGUAGGCCGCAUUCAGUAUUCCAAACCCAUGGAUCUAUGGGAUUCUAUUACAGGGAGACAAGCAGACUUCUCUACUCGCUUCUCAUUCACCAUCACCACUGUUGAGCCCAGUGGAUAUAAUGAUAGCAUGGCCUUUUUUCUUGCUCCUGUUGGCUUCACAAUCCCCCCUAACUCAGGUGGUCCAUAUUUAGGAUUGUUCAAUGCAAGCAUAGUUGAUGAUGGGCCUCGGAACCAAAUUGUCAUGGUCGAGUUUGAUACUUAUUCAAACUUGGAAUUUGAUCCUCUAGGGCAGCACAUUGGAAUCAACAAUAACUCACUCUCGUCGCUUGAAUACACCAGUUGGAACGCUAAAUCACACAACGGGAGUGCAACUAAUGUUAUGGUGACCUAUAAUUCCACUAGCAAGAAUCUUAGUGUAUUCUGGUCAUUUGAUGACAAGCUGGUUUCUCCAGAUAACAAAAGUUCCUCACUUUCUUGCCAAAUUGAUCUUGCUAAAGUUCUUCCUAAAUCAGUAGCAAUUGGAUUUUCAGCUUCGUAUGGCAUGGAUGUGGACAGACACAUCCUCCAUUCAUGGGAGUUCACUUCAAACUUGGAUGUUGUACAUCCCACAUCAACAGAUACAACAAAAAAAGGGGUAAAAUGUAAGAUAUAUAGGUUGAUAACAUUUAUCACAGUUCCCGUAGCAUGUCUCUUGCUGGUUAUUUCAAUAGGUUCUUGCUUAUUUAUGAUCAAGAUGAAGGAAAAAUGUGAGUUUCGGGCUCUGACUCACAUUGACAAAGAGAUAGGAGCAUUGCCACUGAAAUUCUCUUAUCAAGAGUUGUUCGUUUCUACAAAUGGCUUUGCAAAUGAUCGAAGACUAGGCCAAGGAGGGUCUAGCCAAGUUUACAAAGGAUUUUUGAAUCGUUUAGAUCGCCUAGUCGCUGUCAAAAGAAUCUUUGCAGAAUCCAAACAUUUAGAAAAGGUUUUCAUCAACGAAGUGAAGAUAAUAAGCCGCACGAUACACAGAAAUCUGGUGCAAUUCAUUGGAUGGUGCCAAGAGGAAGGUGAGUUUUUGCUUGUUUAUGAAUAUAUGCCUAAUGGUAGUCUUGAUAAUCAUCUCUUUGGAACUCGAAAAAGUCUGCCAUGGGAUGUGAGGUACAAGAUAGCUUUAGGGCUGGCAGUAGCCCUUAACUAUCUCCAUGAAGAUCUAGAGCAGUGUGUUCUCCACAGAGAUAUAAAAGCCGCCAACAUAUUACUCGACACGAACUUCAACACUAAGCUCGGAGACUUCGGAGUGGCUAAGCUCGUUGACCCCCGUUUCAGGACACAAAUGAUGGACGUGAUAGGGAAAUAUGGUUACUUGGCACCUGAAUAUUUGAGUGAAGGUAAGGUUACUAAAGAAUCCGACAUGUUCAGCUAUGGGGUCGUGGCUCUAGAAAUCGCAUGCGGUAGGAGGACCUAUCAGGAAGGAGAAUUUCACGUUCCCCUACACAAGUGGGUUUGGCAGCUCUACCUUGCUGGAAACAUGCUUGAAGCAGCUGACGAGACAUUGGGUUUGAAUUUCGAUAGGAAGGAAAUGGAAUGCUUGAUGAUGCUGGGACUGUGGUGCGUGCAUCCAAAUCCGAAGAGAAGGCCAAAAUCUGGACGAGUUAUCAGAUUUCUUCAGCGAGAAGUCCCAAUGCCUGAGCUUUCACUUGGCACAUACGAGGCUCCCACUUCAUAUCAGCCAUCAGCACAAAGAAUAGAAUCGUCUUCUAUUGAAGAAUUCAGUUCCUGUUCAGCAAGAUAGAUGCAACACAUUAUGACUUUUCGGAAAAUAAAAUAGAUGUUGUGAGUCUUGUGACGGAAUAUUUAUGAUCAAUCAACCUACUCUUUGCUGUAAAGAUGUAUCAUAUGUAUUGUAUUAGUUGAUUGAUUCACCAAAGAUAAUAGCGACCAGGGAUCGCUCAUGAACUCUUGCAUGAUCACACUAGGAAGUAAGCAAGAAAAUCUUUGGACUGCGUUUGACAUUUCUCAGUUAUGCCACAUGAAGCUACUCCAGUUCUCACAUCUGUCACUACGCUCUUGCCCC